AUGCCCUAUGUUAUUGGAAAUAAGCAGGCCAUUGAAGAUGACACGGUCCAGCUGGAAUUUGGAUCUUUGGAAGUUUUCUGCAGUGCGUCAUCCGAACGAAAAGCCGAGCCGGUGUUACGUCGAGCCGCGUUUCCCCACAUUUAUUUGAAUGUUUCCGAUGAAGACAACCACGAAUACACAGGUGCCACAGGUCUCCAGAAUUCUGAGGACACCAGCUCAGACCAACUCCACAUUAUAAAAAUUGAAGAUGAGCCAGUGGAAUUGUCAUCCCUUCAUCACAAAACCGUGACUGAAGAGACCAGAACAGACAUUAGAGAAGAACCAGUUGUAGAGGCUCCAACAGUGAUUACAUUGGGCAACAUGUCGGUGCCACUACUGGAAGUAAAAAAGGAGGAGUGGGAUUCUGAGAUCACGGACGAAAGUGAUUCCCCUGAAGACGACCAAGAAACUACGGGUGGAAAACGGAGAUCCAAGGUUUGGGAUCAUUUUGAUCUUCUUCCACCUAACAAGGUGCGGUGUUUGCUGUGCACUCAAAUAUUGUCUUACACAAACAAUACUUCAUCCAUGUUGAGACAUGUGCGCGCCAAGCAUGAUGUCUGCCAGCAGCAAUUGGUCCAUAACGACAAUGGACAUUCAAGCGUGUCCAAAAAGAAGAUGCUGGAUGAUGCAAUUGUGGACAUGAUCAUUAGAGAUGGCCAACCUUUCACUGUGAUGAAACCCCUCCACAAGCUGCAGCAGACGCCUCAAGUGUAA
Molecule: messenger RNA, 753 nt
Organism: Knipowitschia caucasica
Lineage: Eukaryota; Metazoa; Chordata; Actinopteri; Gobiiformes; Gobiidae
Source: the annotation of a GenBank genome assembly